AUGAAGCUGCCCAUAGUGAUUUUCUGUCUGAGUCUGACAGUAGUCAGUCUCAGCGGCAGAGCACAGGGCAAAAAGGCUGAACAGGAAACGGGAAGAUUUGUGGCAACGAUUCAAACGCCAGCGCCAGCUCCGGCGCCCCCACAAAAGGUUAUAUAUAAGAUCCCAGCACCACCACCUCAUCAUUAUUAUCCACAUCAACCACCCCCACCACCAAUACAGCAUUGCAACUGCCCUCCAGGGCCACCAGGAUUGCCAGGGCUUCCAGGCGAACCGGGACGAAAUGGUGAGAAGGGUGAGAAAGGUGAAAAGGGAGACAAAGGUGAUAAGGGUUAUCCAGGAUUGCCUGGACCUCCUGGAUUGCCAGGUCCACCCGGCAUACCGGCUCCUGUUCCACCUCCACCACCACCUCACCAUCAUCAUCACCACCCACACCCACACCCACCACCAAGUCCACCGCCUCCACCAAGUCCACCACCUCCCAAGGAUCAUCACCAUCAUCAUCAUCAUCCUUCCCCUGGAGUACCCUUUCCUGCCCCAAUUUUUCCCCCGUUUCCUCCUGUUAUAUAUCCUGUUCCUAUCCCGGGUCCUCCCUCGCACAAGGGACAUCAUCAUCAUGAAUCUAAGGGUCAACCAGGGCCACCUGGACCUCCAGGACCUCCUGGUCCUUCAGAUCCACGGCCACCGUAUCCGCCGCCACCGCCACCGCCUCCUCCGUAUCCACCGCAAAUUCCAUGGAUCCCCAUACCCUUCCCUCUGCCAUGGCCUUCAAAAGGGGAUCAUCAUCAUAACAAAGGAGGAAACCAUAAAGGAGGACAUCACAAGGGAGGAGAUCACAAAGGCGGGCACGGCUAUCCAGGCCACGGUUAUCCUGGGCAUGGGUAUCCUGGCGGCGAUCAUCCAGGCCACGGAUAUCCAGGCGGCAAUUAUCCGGGUUAUCCGGGCGGCGGUUAUCCAGGCGGCGGUUAUCCAGGCGGCGGUUAUCCCGGCGGUGGCUAUCCGGGAGGUUAUCCGGGAGGAGGUUUUCCGGGAGGAGGUUUUCCGGGCGGCGGUUAUCCGGGUGGCUAUCCGGGUGGCCCUUUCCCCGGCGGCGGAGGAUCCAACAAUGGAGGACACAACAGCGGAGGAGGUCAUCACAACCACGGCGAAAAUCCUCACUGGAGUGGACACCAUGGCGACGGACAUCAUGGUGAAAAACCGCACUGGAGUGGACACCAUGGCGACGGACAUCAUGGUGAAAAGCCGCACUGGAGUGGACAACAUGGCGAAGGACAUCAUGGUGAAAAACCGCACUGGAGUGGACAACAUGGCGAAGGACAUCAUGGUGAAAAACCGCACUGGAGUGGACACCAUGGCGACGGGCAUCAUGGUGAAAAACCGCACUGGAGUGGACAACAUGGCGAAGGACAUCAUGGUGAAAAACCGCACUCGAGUGGGCACCAUGGCGACGGACAUCACGAAAAGCCUCACGAUAAGCCUCACGCAAAACCUCACGAUAAGCCUCACGCAAAACCUCACGAUAAGCCUCACGAAAAGCCUCACGAUAAGCCUCACGAUAAGCCUCACGGUGAAGGCCAUCAUAAUGAAAAAGGCACAAGUCCACGAGAUGAUCCAGAUGUUGAGAUAGAUUUAGUUGAUGACCUUUUUGACGAGAAUUCCUUGGAACAAAACGAAAAUGAAGAAAACUUCUUUCCCGAACCAGCUGAAGUGGAAUCCGAGAUAGAGAACAUCGAAAAUGCGCUUGAUGAAAUUGGCUUAGAUCCCGUGGAAGGAGAUUUGCCUGAUGUCGAGAACGUAAUCUCUGAGAAUAAUAAUCUGGAGGUCGACGAAUACGAAGAGGCAGAGUCGGAAAAGGAACCGGUAACAGACGACCAAAAUGACACCGACAAUGCUAUUGAGGAUAUAGUUACACCAACUAUGGAGAGCUAUGGGGUUGAGGAGCGAAGCAACAAUCGACCACUUAUUUUGGCCAUAGGCACGCCUCGGAAUCCAUUUCACAUAUAUGCUAUUGACACACAAUUGAGACAAUAAAAAGACACGAAAUUUGCAAA
Molecule: messenger RNA, 2048 nt
Organism: Drosophila willistoni
Lineage: Eukaryota; Metazoa; Arthropoda; Insecta; Diptera; Drosophilidae
Product: collagen alpha-5(IV) chain
Exons: 4
Coding region: 1-2028 (675 amino acids)
Source: RefSeq, a predicted model, not a curated record